Molecule: messenger RNA, 8935 nt
Organism: Cydia fagiglandana
Lineage: Eukaryota; Metazoa; Arthropoda; Insecta; Lepidoptera; Tortricidae
Gene: tipE
Product: protein tipE
Exons: 4
Coding region: 330-1322 (330 amino acids)
Biological process (GO): regulation of sodium ion transport
Cellular component (GO): plasma membrane
Molecular function (GO): sodium channel regulator activity
Source: RefSeq, a predicted model, not a curated record
AGUGUUCAGUGUGUGCUAAAGCUUUUGAAGUGCCAAUACUACUACUAUACGGCCUGCGCCAGUAGUGACAGAGUCGCGGGGCCGCGCCGACGUCUGUCGAAAAAAAGACGUUUUCCAAAAGAACAUUCUGUACGUUUUCAAGAAAGGAUGAUAUAGUGCUAAUAAAACAGUGUGCUGUCAAGAUAUUGGUUUCGAAAAGACGUACAAAAUGAAAUAAAAGUUAAUCCAUGAAAAAGACGGCGUGACAUCACACAGGCCAUGAAAAGGUUGAAAUGACACAGCCCAGCUGAAGCUAGCGCUAUGGUCGCUCCUAGCGCUCCCACGCCACCAUGGCCGACGAAGAGAAACUUCCGAUACCCCCAACAUUUCUCGAGAAACUAUUAUUCUACACAACAGCUACUUUCGUUCUUUUGGCUACCUUCAGUCUGUUUGCUUUCCUCUUUCUCGUACCAUUCGUCAUAGAGCCCGCCUUCACAACUAUAUUUAUGCAGUUCGAUCCGGUCGGAGCAUUAUGUGUGACCGCACAGGUCAAACACCUCGUGGGAGCCAGCAACUGCACCUGGGCUUCUUGUAGGGAAGGCUGCACCAAAGAUCUUUACGAGUGUACCCAGAUAAGAGUCAACUACAAACUUGGUGCAUCACCUAACGUUUCAGCAACAGAAUACGAAAACCUCAUCAGAGCCGAAAGAGCUAUAAGAGAAUACGAAUACGAGAACUACGAAGCAGCAGGAGACAAAAAUUAUUCAGAAAUGGCGGAGGAAACGGAGUUGGCCGAUGCGUUACCAACUGGCCUUCAGGGCAACGACUCGGAGUGGUACUUUACCGGUGCCCGUCUGUUUCCCAACGUCAAGGGCUGUGGAUACCCUCCAAUAUUAAAUUGUACAAUAUUCCUAUCCAAGUAUAGACCUUUAGGUAACAACUACACAUGCUACUACAGCCGGGUGGACCCCGGUUUAGUCAUAACAGACCUCGAUAUGUGGCAGAACACUUUAAACCUAGUAUAUGCGAUGGCAAUCCCGAUACCGUCUUUCAUUAUUUCUGUGAUCUAUUUGACAUUUGCUUACUUCAAGAUAUAUAACACUGAGGAGGAGUCUGAGCAAGCGCCUCUGCAGAGCGAUGCUGAAGGCAUGGCCACAGGAGAUGACGAGAAGCCAACGACCCCGGGCAGCGACACAUUCAGGGAAGACCUGGCCUGCUUCGGUCAUCAGUUAAAAAUGCAGCUGGCAAACGAGAAGUCCAAGGAAGGCUUCGAGUCAAAUAGUCCACCAAUUUCAAAUUCGGCUUCGCUAUCUGGGACCAAGUCAUCCUUCGUGAACGCCUAGUGUGAUACCACAUCACAGCCGAGAUGACAGGAUUCCUGAAGAGUGGGUGUCGGCUACAAAGUGUAUCACGAGAUGAGGUGAAAGAUCAUACCGCGAUUGGACGAACUCGACUAAUUGUGAUCGAAGACUUCUAGUCGGAGCGACACUCCACUCGUACUCAACCAAAGGAGAAAUUAGGAAGAAAGUAUGGACGAUAGAAAUUUUUAUAAAGCGUUGUGAACUUGCAGGUUUCGUGGUAACAUUUUCUAUUUCGGAAAAUUACGGGAGUGUGUUUGUUACUCUUCGUCCGUCGAGCGUGAUGUGAUACGGCGGUUCCGUUCAUUGUAACCCAAUUUAAGGCAUAUUCGAUCGAUUGAAUUAUUUAUUUACACAUUCGUUCGGCACGGUUUAAGCCGUCAAAUGAAUUAUACAUAGCCUUUCCUUUUCAGCCGGUCAAACUUAUGGAAUGUUAACAAAUGACCGACAUAUGACAUUAGAACAAAAAAGUAGAUUUUUUACUUAUACGCCCAUGAAUAAUUUCAAUCAAGGUAGUCAAGUAGAAGGGUUCACCUUUCACCGUAUGUAUGGACUAUCCAUAUUAUAAUGAGCCUAGUUUAAUGUGCAACUGUUCGAAUUGAUAAACCUUAUUUUUACCUUCAAAGGAAAGUAAUGUCUUGAAAUCAUGGAUCAGUCAAGUCUACAUACAUGGAUCAUCAGUAAAGAAACUAUUAAGGAGAAAAUUAAUUUUGAAAUCAGCACAUACCUAGAUAAUAGUUGCGUAAUAUUGAAUUUCAGUGUUAGUAUUUUUUUGUUAAAAUUAAAUCAAAUACUUCUAAGGUUAACUUUCAUAAAAGCAAAACGCCGCAGCAUUUUUUGUUUAUUCAAUACAAGUGUUAAUAUAUAUCAAGUGUUCCAUCAAAAAUAAAUUCUAGUAUGCUCAGUUUUGCUCAAUGAACGCAUUGUUUCCGCUAAGAAAAUGUUACUGUGAAAAACGAAUUAUAUUAGAAAUAAAAGAUUUUAUCUCCUAUAUAAUUAUAAAAAAAUAAGAUUUUAUUAUGCUCGUAUGCUACUGGUGUCAAAUGCACGCGUGCUGAUUAUAAAAAAUGUUGAAAUACAUAUAAAAAAAUAUAACGUGAGAUAAUAGGUAAGGAAUCGCAAGCUGUUUACAAUAAUUAUAAUAUUUAUGAAUUGUUAAUUUUGAUAGGAAUACAUUAUUUUUAUUUGAUUGCAUAUAAAGAAUAAAGUAUAUUAAUAAAAUAUAUAAACACAUCGACUAUAAAAAAAAUAUUAUUUUAAAUAUUAGUCAAUGAUUCACAGUACAACUUCAUAAUAUCAUUUUAGUUGUAAGUGUAGUUAAUUUGUAUAACCAUUUUUCAUAUAUUUUGUAUCUUUUGUUUCAAUAUUGAAAAUAUGAAUACCUAAUUAAAACAACAGCAAAUAUUGUAAUCGUAAAUACUGCCCAAAAUUUAAUAAUACUCGUAUACCUACGAUAUGUAUGAAACAUAGUUGGUAAUUAAUAAUUUGUAAAAUACUGAAGCCAUAUAAAAAUGUAGUUAAAGUGCAACUGCAAAUAACGUUAAGUAUUCAAUUGCUGACUUUGGGAAUACAGAAAAUAAAAAAUAGGAUUAAAUGUUACAUUAUGAAAUCCUUGUUUGUACAGCCAGAAUUUUUAUUAUAUUAAACGAAUAUCAAGUACCAGUUCUCUGAAGUGAAUUAGCUUCUAAUCCAGUUAAAUUAUAGCUAAAUUUAUUUAGUCAUUAAUUUGCGAGAUGGUCUUUGUUGGUCUUUGUAAUCAAUCACUUAACAUUUAGUUCACCGGAAUAUAAGCUUGCAUAAAUUAUAAAAGCUACAUGUCCGUAAUUAUUUUUUAGAAACAUACAUAAAAUGAUCUUAAAACAUGAAACCGUACCCAAGUAACGACAAACGUCCAGAAAACGUCACUAUCUUAUUACCAAAAAUGUAGACUGCCCUGUACAUAUAGGUACCUUAAUCUUAUAGAGAUUACCCCUACAUCUGAGACUACACGUACCUAUUACAUGUGCAAUAUCUGGUUACCACACUGUCAUCUUUAACAUCUUUUAUUGCAUUUACCUAUGACUAAAUUACUUAUGCAUACGCGAACGAAAUCGCGGGCAGAGGCUUGCAAUUACUAUAAUUUAUUAUAAUUAAAUAUAACAAAGAAUCUUUACAAACACCUUUUGUUACCUCGCUCUUGUGUUUUACAGUUUUAUAACCACUUUUUAAAUAGUAGCUAAAAUUGGAAAAGGCAAUUUCAGAUUCCGUUUUAUUAUGCCCAAAAUAAAAUAAUUAUAAAACAUAAUUAAUUAUGAAUAUUGUUAUUCAUAUAAAAUUAAGUCCGUUUAAGAGUAAACUGAAGUGAUUUAAAAAUUUCUUGUAAACACAAGACAAUAAUAUUUUGCACUAAACUUAACCUUACUAUACAGUUCAUCCAAAUAAAACUACCAUUUUCAACAUUUUCACAAAAUGUUAAAUUGUUUUACCUACAACAAUUUAACCUACAACAAUUACUUCUCGGUAAAAAGUUAUAUGUAUAGAUUUAUUAGUGAAUAUAAUAUACUCACUGCAACCACUGCGCUUUCCCCCAUAAAAAUGAGACUUAAGCAAAAAAAUUUACUCUAGUGUAAAAUAGUGUGUUCCAACUUCGGCAAACGGUGCUAUCACCUAUUUCAUUACUUGUAUCUACUUGGCUUUUGAUUUUAAAAACACCUCAUUGAAAUAUCUAAUCUGCGUCUGCACCACCAUGCUACCUAAUUAAAUAGCCCUGCCUGCAAUGCUUGUAUCGAUUGUACUGUCCUGCAUUUCACCUUUUAAAAAAUUCAUACAUUCCUAACAAGUUACCGCAAUAAUUCUACCGUAAACUGUCAACCGAUUAGUCUUUUCACACUUAAACAGAUGUAUAGAUACUUAUAUAUAUAUAUAUAUAUAUAUAUAUAUAUAUAUAGAAAUUCAUUAUCAGGACAAGCUGCACCUAAAUGAUCAAAAAAUUCAUAUAAAAUGAAAUAUAUUUCUAUUUUAGAAAAUUUUGAUUGUAAUAUAAAAUUGAAACUUGGCAUAUUAAAUAUAUCUCUCCGUUGUUUAAUUUUUUAUUUAAAUUAAAUAAAAAUAUAACAACAAAAGGCUUGUGAAUAAUGCGAUCAAUCAUGAAUACAUAAAUAUGCGAAAGACAAAUUUUAAUAAAUUAGCGUGCAUUUUCUGUGUCCUUAAUUUUUAAUUACGGGACCAGGUUUUUUGGGCAUAACUUUGGUUCUGUAAAUACUAUAAGAGACGUAUGAAAGCGCAAAGCAAUUAUUAUUGUUGUUGACAACAAACUGUAUUAAGAAACAUACGCUGGAUAUAAAACUACGGUACUGUUGAAUAUUAUAAAAUCAGUUAUCAGCGAAAUACCCACUGCCAGAUUCGAACUUUAAGAUACGUCAAAUAUUACUUCUAGAUAGGAUAUGGAUUUAUGAAUUAUAUAUGUCAGUGUCGUUGUCAAAAGUGACGUUUCUUGACACAAAAAGGCUCUUUUGACAUUCUAAUCCAUAUCAUAUCUAGGAGUAAUAUUUGACGUAUCUUAAAGUUCGAAUCGGGCAGUUAAACAAGAUUACCACUUAGACUGGUAACGUGUUAGAUUAUGCUAAAUCCUACGCACAUGUAUAGAUAGAUAUAAAGUUUUAAGAAUUAAUUAUAAAAUAAAACUAUGCUUUCCACGUUUCAAAUGUUGUUUAAAUAUAAAUUAAGCACAUAUUAAAAGUUGGUUUUGUAUUUUAUAAGUUCUUAUGUUAUUUAAAAUGGUUUUUGGUACGAAAUGGUAAUUUUAAAGAGGAAAUGUUGUUGGGGUUAUGUAUGUAACACAAAGUAAUAUUUAAAAUAAAGUAAGUACUAGGUGACAAAAUAUUUCAAGUUCGACAAUGUGAUAUACUCGAACGAAAGAAAAGCAAUCGAUCAAAUUUGUCGUUGCCGAGUUUUUAUUCAUACCAGAGACACUGUUCUUCACUUGGCAAACUGUCAGUCUUGAUUGAUUGCAAAUUUAUUCUGAAUAUGUAUGUUUGUUAUCAAAAUAUGCAUAGUUUUAUAGACCAGAAGUAACCAAAAUUAUGAAAUUUUGAAUUCAGAUAUCCUUCAAGCAAACCAAAUGUACCUAAUCGUGAAACCGUUGAAGUUCCGAAUUAUUUAACCGCCGUUAAAAACACCGUCAAUCGUCCUGGUUUAGCCUAGCCCACCGUUUUGGAUAUAAAGCAAUUUUGAGAAAAUAAGCAUGAUUUUGACGCUUUUUCGUUGAGUAACCGUAAUUUAAAAUAUGUCGUUAAAUUUAUGUUUUUGAACUAAUUAAGAAAUAUUUUUGACAUAGCUUCAUGAUAAUAUUUCUAAAUUCGUAUAUAAAAGUGUGGUGACAUGCAAAAUACUUGAUAUUAUUUAUAUCGAUUUUAACCUUCUUUUUUUUUUAAAUCUAGCUUUAAAAUGUAAGUGAGAACUUGAUAAGCAAUUCGUCAAUAUCAUAUUGUAAUCUAAUGUCAAAUUAUUUUUUAGAUUAACCAUUUUUAAUUGUUUAACCCUGCGAUUUCUUGAAAUUUUGGUUGUGUGUUUAGACGUAGCGAUUUAAGUGAUAAUAUAAAUUGCAACAGCUUGUGAAAUUGCAACGUGCUGUUCCCGCGUUGCUUGAAACGUGAUGUCCUAUAAAUAAUGUUGUAAGUGGGUGCAAAUAAUUGCAGUGAGCGGUCCAAGGUAUGCUCGCUUUUGUCUAAUAUAGGUAAUUAGAUAUAUACCGACGCUUUACCUUAAACUUUAUUUUACCUAAAAAUAUGUGAAAUGCCCGCGUUUGUCAACAUACUUAUUUUAGCAAAGCAAAAAAAAAUACGGUGUUCAUUUUUUUUUGUAUCACUAUAUUGUAUCUUUAUGUAAUUUCUAUCAACGAUGGUACCUAAGUUUACUUCUGGUGAUUUAGAUUAGCUUACAUAAACUUUGUUUAAUGAAAUGGAGCAGACGUUAUGGGCAUUGCUAUUUUGCAAUGUCACUUAUUUAUCCAUGUGACCAAAUAGUUCGUUUUGCAUGAAUAGAAAUUAAUCGUAGUGCGUCACAAAUAAAAGUAUGUACUUAUCUAGUAAGUAGUAUUUGAAAUAGAACAGAACAGAAAAAUUAAUGUCUAAGUUAAACACGUGCUAAAAUGUGAUAUUCGGUAAUUUUCUAUUCAGGCAGACGAAAACUAGUCCAUGAACGGAAACUAGUGCAAUGACCCUAUCAAAUCGAACCUAAUGUGUUAUCUGCAGAGUUAUAGGCCGAGUUGCCUACAGAAGUGCCUCGCACUUGACUGCGCGACCCAACGUGCGUGCGCAUGCGCAUCUCACCAUAUUAUUUCGUGUCUUCUAGUAUGUAGUAGAGUAAAUUUUGUGGCCUCUCGGUGUAUUCUUUGCAUUAAUGGGUCUUUUUAACUUAUAGACCUAUAUGACCUAUAUUCGUAGUCUCAAAGGCUAAAGUCUUAAUAUUUUUACAUUUAUGUGUCUUUAUUUUCGCUAGAUACUCUAGAUAGAGAAUCAAUAAUAAGAUUAAUGAAUAAAAAGCAUACACUUAAUGUAAAUUCAUCUUUAUGGAAAUAUGAAGAAAUAUAAUAAUUAUUAAGAAAAACUAAUUAUAACGCAUAUUUUUAUUUUAUUUAUGUCAGAUAUGUUCAAUAAACGACUGAAGCGACUUGAAGCUUUUUGGCUUAUGACAUGAAUUAUAACACUUUUUAUGUAAAUAAUAAUAUUAUAAAAAAUAAUAAUAUCUAUCAUCUACAUCCAUUGAGACAGGUAAAUGUUUUACAUAGAGAAAUGAAAUAGAUAUAUCGAGUCAGCAUUAAUAGAUAGAAAUGUCCACUUAGGUAUAAUUUGUAAAACAAAGAAAACUCAAUAUUUGUUGCAAAAAUUUAGAUAUCUGUAAAAUGAAUAGAAUUAAGGCAAUACUAUUAGUGCGGCGAUUGUCAAGCAAUCCACACAGGCUUUCACUGUUGUAAAAAAAUCCAACUGGAAACAUUUUGUACCUCUACAUUGAAAAAUUAAGUCAGUUGGGACAAGUGUGCCAAUGUGACAAAUUCGCCUGUAGAUUUUACUUUGCGUUGGUAACUGCUUAGAAGCUUCUAAAGUUUCUCUAACUGCCUCACACUUUUCUUGUUACAAACUGCAGUCGCGCGGCUUUCUCUUCGAACUUGGCCGGAGACACUGCCGUGGUCUCGAUAGGACUUUUCCGCACUAAUAAACUUAUGCUUCAGAAGUGUGCAUUUAUACUUCCUUUUUUGGCAAUUAGAAAUAACUCUGUAGUAGCAAGCAUGAGGUUACAUUUACAUUGGGCCCGAUUCCAACUUUUUAAGAUACGUCAGUUAAUAGAUCUAGAAAAGAUAUGGAUUAGAAAUAUCAGUGUCAAAUGUGACGUUUCUUCAAACAAAAACACCACUUUUGACACUGACACAUCUAAUCCAUAUCGUUUCGAGAUCUAUUAAUUGACGUAUCUUAAAGUUCGAAUACGGCAAUAUAGGUACGAUUUAAAAAUGACAUAAUCUCAAAUCUCAAUCAUCACGAUUAUUCCCCAUUAUCUAGUACAACAUUUUAUCGCAUACAGUGCCUAUUAAAAUUCUCACGCUUAGGUAUUUCUGAAGUGUUCUUUUUCAUACCAGAAAAAAAGUACGGUCGAAAGUUUUAAUUUAUGACCCCUUUUGUACCUUGUCCCAGUGACAAUUAAUAUUGUGACGUGUCUCGAGCGACUUUCAUAUUGAUUGUCACUGUGACAAGGUCCGAAAAGGGUCAUAAAUUAAAACUUUCGACUGUACUUAUAAGUUCGGUUUAUGGGUUAUCAUGAUACAAUCAACUGUUAUAAAACUAAAUCAACUAAUCUAAUUGCAGAACCAGGCCCUAAUUUAACCACGGCUACAAUUGUCAGUGACAUACGUCGAGCGACAAUUGUCAAGCGACAGGUGACAUAUUACAAUUUUAUAAAUUAUUUUCUAUAGAUAUACUUACGAACAUGACAGGCAUUUUGCUACAUUUGUAUGUAUUACAAUUAUGUUGUGAAACCAUUCGACCCUCUCAGCAAAUAGCUACCCUAUUACAUGUUCUUAAUACCAAAAUUGCAUAAUCUGACAGAUGGAUUUACCCGAGUUUGAAGUUAAGCGACUCAAUUGUUAGUGAAUCUUGAUAGGAAAUGAGUUAUAUGUCGGAAUUUCGUGACAAUUGUCGUGUUUCUUGUGACAAUUGUCAUAAACUUAGCAAGAGAAAUAUCUGUUUUUUUCCGAUAUAAUAAAGUUUUUUUUUAAUAAUACAAUACUUAAUGGUGGCAAACAGGAAUACGGCCCGCCCGAUGGUAAGCGGUAACCGUAGCCUGUGACGUCAGCAACAGUGAUGUUUUACAAUUGUCGCACCUGUCACCGUGGUGAAAUUGGGGCCAGUCUUAGCUGACGCCCAUCCGUAGAUGGUAUUAAGAUACAACAGUAAAAGCCUGUGUAUCAUUUUUUAAAGUACGGCGCUCUUGCUAAAAUGCGAAAUGUUUAAAUUACUAGGUAUCCAUCGUAUGCGUUUUCAUUCAUUUGGAACUGUUGCCUUAUGACGUUUUGUACAUAAAAUAAAUAAAAAAGUUAGUAGGAAAUAAACCACACGUAUUGGCUUCGA